Balaenoptera acutorostrata (minke whale) is the source of this 6749-nucleotide messenger RNA. It is a transcript of the gene SOCS4, whose product is annotated as suppressor of cytokine signaling 4. Lineage: Eukaryota; Metazoa; Chordata; Mammalia; Artiodactyla; Balaenopteridae. Gene Ontology annotation, cellular component: phosphatidylinositol 3-kinase complex. The record is from RefSeq and is a predicted model, not a curated record. Gene Ontology annotation, biological process: phosphatidylinositol phosphate biosynthetic process; positive regulation of proteasomal ubiquitin-dependent protein catabolic process; intracellular signal transduction. Bases 392 to 1714 code for a protein of 440 amino acids. Gene Ontology annotation, molecular function: 1-phosphatidylinositol-3-kinase regulator activity. The transcript has 2 exons.
GCGCGCCCGCCGGCUGGGAAAAAGCCGGUUGCUGGGGGAGUGAGGAAGAAAGGGAGGGACCCGAACACGGAAGUGGUGGCAGCGCCGGCGAAGCAGGUGGAGGCGGUGACUGCGACGUCUGAGAUGAGAACCCCGCACGGAAGGGUGGGGGCUUGCAGACGGGCAUCCGCCUUAGAGGACCUACAUGAGGUGCCGGAGUGGUUGGGUCUCCCUUCUCCAGCUUAGCGAGCACCCAGAGUGAUGGCGGUGGUGAUGGCGGCAGUCACUCGGACAGCCCCAGUUAAACUGCGCUCCGAGAGAUAUAUCCAGAAAGUGCCCAGAAGAAACAUUCUACCGGAAAAACUGAAAGAGCAGUAUUUAUAACACUGGAAUUUGUGGACAGUUUGUUAAAAUGGCAGAAAAUAGUGAAAGUAAUAGUAAAAAUGUAGAUGUAAGGCCCAAAACUAGUCGGAGUCGAAGUGCUGACAGAAAGGAUGGUUAUGUAUGGAGUGGAAAGAAGUUAUCUUGGUCAAAAAAGAGUGAAAGUUGUUCAGAUGCUGAAACAGUGAGUGCUGUAGAGAAAACUGAAGUUCCUUUAAGGAGCCAAGAAAGGAAGCACAGCUGUUCAUCUAUCGAGUUGGAUUUAGAUCAUUCCUGUGGGCAUAGAUUUUUAGGCCGAUCUCUUAAACAGAAACUGCAAGAUGCUGUGGGGCAGUGUUUUCCAAUAAAGAAUUGUAGUAGUCGGCACUCUUCAGGGCUUCCGUCUAAAAGAAAAAUUCAUAUCAGUGAACUCAUGUUAGAUAAGUGUCCUUUCCCACCUCGAUCAGAUUUAGCCUUUAGGUGGCAUUUUAUUAAACGACACACUGCUCCUAUAAGUCCCAAAUCAGAUGAAUGGGUAAGCACAGACUUGUCUCAGACUGAAUUGAGGGAUGGUCAACUAAAACAACGAAGAAACAUGGAAGAGGUCAACUGCUUCUCACAUACCAGUGUUCAGCCCUGUGUCAUAACCAAUAACGAUUCUUCAGGUAGAGGUGGUUCUGGGACUGGCUCUAUAAUGAACCUGGCUUCAAAUAACAGUAUAGAAGAUAGUGAUAUGGAUUCAGAUGAUGAAAUUAUAACACUUUGCACAAGUUCCAGGAAAAGAAACAAACCCAAAUGGGAAAUUGAUGAAGAAAUCCUGCAACUGGAAACACCUCCUAAGUACCAUACCCAGAUUGAUUAUGUCCACUGUCUUGUACCAGACCUCCUUCAGAUCAAUAAUAAUCCAUGUUACUGGGGCGUUAUGGAUAAAUAUGCAGCUGAAGCUCUACUAGACGGAAAACCAGAGGGUACCUUUUUACUGCGAGAUUCAGCACAGGAAGACUAUUUAUUCUCCGUUAGUUUUAGACGCUAUAGUCGUUCUCUUCAUGCUAGAAUUGAACAGUGGAAUCACAACUUUAGCUUUGAUGCACAUGAUCCUUGUGUCUUCCAUUCUCCUGACAUUACUGGGCUCCUAGAGCAUUAUAAGGACCCGAGUGCCUGUAUGUUCUUCGAACCACUUUUAUCCACUCCUUUAAUUCGGACUUUCCCCUUUCCCCUGCAGCAUAUAUGCAGAACAGUUAUUUGUAACUGUACAACUUAUGAUGGCAUUGAUGCCCUUCCAAUUCCUUCUUCCAUGAAAUUAUAUCUGAAAGAAUAUCACUAUAAAUCAAAAGUUAGAGUACUCAGGAUUGAUGCACCAGAACAACAAUGCUAGGAAAAGGGUAGGAACACGGGAGUGAUUAUAUACAUAUUUUCAUUUAAUAUUUUAUUUUUCUUAUUAUGCCACUUUGAAUUUUUCUACAGGGGCAGUUGAAGUCCAAAAUAAACUUAUGCCCUAAAUUUUACUUCCAGAUCAGUUUAUUUUUCUUAGGAUACAAUAAUUGUUUAACAAUAAUAAUUGUUUAAUAAUUGUUACAGACUAGGAGUUAAUGGAUAUUUUUGACUAGGUGUUUGGUUUUUGUUUUCACUAUGUAGAUUGUAUACUUAAUUUUUUUCUUUUCUUAACUGUAAUUUGCAUAUGAUCCAGGGAUAUUUGAAGUUGGGUAGGCAUUGCAAACACAGUUAAAUAAUCUGUAUUUCAUACUUUUCUUUAAAAAUAAUCCUGUCCUUUCUUACAUAUAAAAUGCUUUGUUAUUCCUAUGCCAUUGGCAUUCCUAUACAUAAGAUAUAGUUUCCCCAUCAUCCUUUUCAGUUGUUUUAAAAGUCUUCAGUAAAGCUGAGUGUGUUGUAAUUUACAGUCCAUACUAAUGUAAUUGACUUUUAUAAUUUACUAAUAGGGAUGUUAAAGGUUAGCAAAAUGGCUUAAAAUCAAACUUCAUGUGUUUUCAUUUUAAAUAUUAACUGUAAAGCAGAAUUACUAAAUUUGAUUAAUCAGGUCAGUAAGAAUCAAAUGAGGACAUGAUAUUUUGGGGGUGAAUUUAUUCUUCUAUAAUGUGGCAUGGUCAUUUAUUAUUCCUUGAGUAGAUCUUUCUCUCACACUUGGAAGAGUUACCAUCUUCAGAACAUAAGUAUUGUUCCUUUCUCACUGGAAGCUUUAAAAAUAAUGAUAACACUAUUAGUAACUAGUAGCUACUAAAGUAAUAAAGCAACUGAGGUUUUUCUGUAUUUACUUAUGAACUGUUGCUUCUGCUUAGCUCUUUUUUAGAAACUCUGAGCCUGUUAGUUUGGAGAGAUGCCACAGUUUAUAAACUUAGAAACUCUGAGCCUGUUAGUUUGGAGAGAUGCCACAGUUUAUAAACAGCCACAAAUUUCCAUUGGUAACCAAAGAGACCUAGGUAGUUUUUCAUUAUUUUAAAUUGAGCUUGAAUAAAGAUUCAAGAAGUAAACAUGGAGCCCAGUAUUCAGGGAGCUUAAUAUUGGUUUUGAUCUUCAGGUUUCAGAUAAUUAUUACUAUUUUCAGAACUAGCAUGUCUUCAGUAUGGCUUCAAAAAAAGGGAAACAUUUUGAGAGCUACGUGGCUUAUGCCAUACUGAACAAUACUGGGCACCAGGCGUAAUAUUUUGAAUUUAACAUCCCCAGAACAGGGAAGUAUUUUUAGAAAUGUUAUAAGAUAGAUGGUAUGAUAGCCUACUCUUCUUUCUUAAAGAAUCAGUGAAUAAUAAAUUUCCUAGACAGUUACUCCUUCUGGCGAGUUGUUUACCCCUUUGUACAAGUUGGCAUUUUUAAUAUCAUAGUAACUGAUUUCUUGAUGGUAGUUUAGCUCUAGUAGGAAGCUGCUUCUACCUGGAUUGAAAGAAAUUUGACUCAGAUUUCCACGUUAGAAUACAGGUUUCUUAAGUAUCAUUGCUUUUAUGUUGAAGUAGCGUUUCCCUUUCCUGCAGUUCUGCUGAUAACAUAAAGAUGGCAUUUAAAAAUAAUUGCUUUAAAAUAAAUUGUUAGCAAUUAUCACAAAACUAAACAAGAAAAUCUGUUACCAUUGUCUUCUAGCAUAUUUUUUCUCAGUGAUCUCAAGAUUGUCUUGGUUCCAGUGAGGGUUAGCUACUAAAAUAGCACCUCUCCUAGCAGUGAUGAGGCUCAGGAUAUCAACACCAAUGUCAGGACAAACAUCUCUUCUAAAGAUGAUAUUUCCCUUUUACAAGAGUGGGACAGUCUCAUACGACCUCAUCUUUAUUGUGGCGCUUUUGUAGAUCACUGAGAAGCUUAUCUUAUUUACCAAUAUAGCACUUCCUAAAUGUCCAUCUUUGGUGAAAGAAAAUUAAUAGUAUGGUAAGACUCUACCCAUAAUUAUAGUUUUUUAUCAGAAUUUGAUAUUGAGACUUUCUGUUUCUAUGAAACAAUGUUGUUUUAAAUAUUUUUCUUUUAAAAAUAACUUUUUAUCAAUACAGAAAAACCUAAGGAAUGACUAGCUAAUGAAUAUUCUGUUGAAAGGUAAUUUUAUAAAGAAAAAUGAAAUAUUACGUUGUCUUUUAUAAUGGUAAAAAUUAGUAUUUAUAUGAAAAUCAAGAUCUAAGUAGCCUUUCGUAUAUUCAAACUGGUUGCUUGUGAUAUAUUUUCUCUGGCUUUCUUAUUUUUUCAACUUCAAGGUAUUGAUAGCUGUUAACAUUUUCAAAACACUGCCAUUUAUAUAGCCUUGAAGUAGGUGAUCUAGUAAAUGAGAGCAGGAAGGAGACUCAUUUACGCUGAAACGGUUUGUAUUUUUUCCUUUGGUAUUUGCUACAGAAAAGAAAUCGGGAAAGUAGAAAUGUAAGAUUUGAGAAAGGAAUUGUUUACCAUGAAGGAAAAAGAAGAGUAAUAAUAAAUUUUUUAAAGCAUGAAGGGAUUGGAAUGUAGAAAGGUUUAACCCUUUCUCAGUGACUUGUGGACACAUUUGGAAGAGCAUUUGGUAUUCAGAAACUUAACUCAUUAAAAAUGUAAUUACUGAAAUUAUGUGUAAGUAAAUGAGUAUAAUUUUUGAGAGGAACAAUGUGGGAAGAUACAAAUAUAUCUAAAUAUAUUGGAUUGGCCAAAAAGUUCGUUCGGGUUUUUCAUAGUAUACAGAAAAACCCGAACGAACUUUUUGGCCAACCCAAUAAAUUUUGUAACUAAGUUGGACGUGGUGAGCGUUUGAAAAGUGUAAAUUUCAGAGUUGAGAAAGCAUUCAGCAUGGUGGAAAUGUGUGGCACUUACUGGUGAGAGAGGAUGGGGCUAAAAGAAACAAGAUAAAAUAUUAAAAUUAAGACUUUAGGCAUUACCUCAGGGGAAAGCCUUGACAGUGAAAGGGGACUACUUGAUCACUAAUAGCUAGUCUGGACCAGACACUUAAAUGUGCUUUGGGAAUCAUCCUGCCCUAACCAGGAAAUAAACUUGACUUUUCUAUUUCUCUCUGAAGCUUUCAGGAAUACCCCCAAGCCCCCCUCUCCUUUUUUAAGCUACAGCAUCUUGAUCAUACUAUAAUUCCUGAAACAUGCUGAAUGGAUUUUUUAGGUUCCUUGAGCAUUUUUGUAUGAAGAAUCAUAUCUGAUCUUUCUAUAACCAUGCCAUUCACUUAAAUAAUUCACAGAGGGAAUGGUUUAAUUUAAAGGAAGACCUAAUCGGAAGAAGAUUAAAGGAAGCUUUUAGUCAGUCUGUGGCUAGAUUUAUUGAUUUGGUGAUCAGACCUGUGUUCCUUCCUGAAUAUCAGCUAAUGGCAAACUGUGGUCAAAAAAAUGGCUUUCAGUUAAAAGUUUUGACUUCUUAUUGUAAAUAAUAUAAAGAAUGUCUAAGUAAUUAGAAAUCCUUUUUUAAAAAGUAGAGCAAAUGUGGUAAAAAGGACUCAUAUCAUUACACAAAUUACAUUUCUUUUUAUAAGAAAAACACAAAUCAUUAUCAUUUAUUCAUGAGCCAAAGCCAUUAGGAAGAUAAAUCAAGUUAUCAGCUUUCUGUCUCUCUGAAGUUUGGAUCAUUUUAUAGAUCCAUGUAAUAGAGAGCUUCCUUCCUAUGAAACAAAAGCCUUGAGACCUAACUCUUACAAAUAUACUCUUAGUUUUCAUUAAAAAUCUUUUUUGUCACUUUUAGCUAUAAUCAGAGUCAAAUAGGUUAUAUAUUGAUUUUGGUAGAGCAAAUUUCACAGGAAGUGGAAUGUUAAUUAUAUAACAUUCCUGGAGAUAACACAAGGGAAACAGUGUUUAAACGUAAAAUAGAUUGUGUGUUAGGUAACUUAAUGCCCAAAUGAAUAAAAGAUUUUAAGUCAAGCAGAUUAUUGUUUCUACUUCGGAAGAAAAUCUUUACAAUCUUAGUUUUACAUAAUCAGUUUUACAUCCAUUUUUAUUUCUAAAGAUUGAACAGAAAGCACAAGAGGUUUUUCUUUUUUAAUGGUCUAUUAGAAAUGAGCAACACUACAGGAGUCUAUACUAUUCUUAACACGUGAAUAUAUUAGAGACAAAAUGGAGGUAAUUUUGGAAAUGGUUUGGCUUCUAAAUAGAAAUGUAGACUAAAUAGAAUAGUAGACUAAUGGAUAUAACCCAAUGGAAAGGAAUUUAAGGCACAUGACUCCUGUUUCAAAUAAAGCCAGUCUUUUUGAUUUACUUUUUAAUUUUGAAUAGAUUACUCAAUCCUAAAUCUUUCUUUACUUUCAUUUCCUAGCACAUAAAAUAUAGAUAAUAAUACUUGUCUCUUGACUUCCUGAAGGUUAAUUCUUCAGUUAAGAGGUGACCCUUGGAGCAUACUUGAAAAUAAUUUCUGUACAGCUGUUAAGUACUAAUGUGAUGAUAGGUUUUCAACAUAUUCCCUUAGUGGACCCUGCAGAUUCACAUUCACUUCUUUUAGUCUGUAAUAGGCUUUCUUGACUUAUUUGACAAUAAAGAUAAUGUUACAAUUUGAAUUUAUGGUUUAGACUCUGCAAUUAGAUGAACAGUUGCAAUUUCCUCCUACCCUUAAUAAGGUUUGUGUGAAAUUGAUGUUUGCCUAAGUUAUUUUAAAAGUUGAUUACAUUUGCAGGAAGUAAAGAUAAUCACUUUUGCCAUGGUUAUAAUCAAAUCUAAGCUUUCAGACUUGAGAGUGUAAAACUCAAGGAGAUUUACUUAAAUUAUGCUGACUUUGCUAGAAUUGGAUAAAUUCUGUAUAAACCAAGUACGCACUCGAUAUAUACUUGAAUAUACAGAGUUUAAGUAGUAACUUCACAAAGCUAUUAGUACUCUUAUCAGGCUUGUAUCCACCCCUUACCCAAAAAGAAGUAGAGUGUUCCCAUUUUUAUUUCUAAUCCUGAAGUUGAAUGUUUCUUCUUGGAUGUGAGUUCAAAUAAAUUGAUCUGAAUAAAUUUUCGUUUCUUAUUAAUUAAAACUUCAUAUAUAAUA